Molecule: messenger RNA, 1845 nt
Organism: Melozone crissalis (California towhee)
Lineage: Eukaryota; Metazoa; Chordata; Aves; Passeriformes; Passerellidae
Gene: WEE2
Product: WEE2 oocyte meiosis inhibiting kinase
Exons: 12
Coding region: 50-1732 (560 amino acids)
Biological process (GO): protein phosphorylation; regulation of meiosis I; mitotic cell cycle
Cellular component (GO): nucleus
Molecular function (GO): ATP binding; non-membrane spanning protein tyrosine kinase activity; magnesium ion binding
Source: RefSeq, a predicted model, not a curated record
CUGUGGACAGGCCAGUAUCAGCUCUACCUGCUCUGUUUCAUGUGCUAACAUGGAUGACUGGGACAACAACAAUGAGUUCAUCCAGCGGCUGGACUUUUCCAGCUGUGGUGAGGAGAGUGAAGAAAGAAGUGUAAACGAGGAGGACUCCCUGAGCCUGAGCCCCCCCAGAAGCUCAGAGUUCCAGAAAUGGCAAGAGAGCAGUCCUCUGCCAAAAACCCCUCAGAGAAAGCUUAGUGAGAUUUUCCUGAGCAGAACAAAAGCCUGGAUGAGUCCCACCCUGAAGUCUUCCCCAUCUGUGAGCAAGAGCUGGAGUAAACCUGAGACACCACUGCACAUCACCUGGAAAAAGCUGCAGCUCUGUGACACCCCACACACUCCUAAGAGCCUGUUAUCGAAGACAGCUUUUCCUUCAUCUGCAACCAAGGUCCCGGCCAAAGGCCUCCGGCACCUGAGGCUCACUCCCCGCGCUGACCCUGAGGACUCCUCCCACGCUUCCCUUGUCAACAUUAACCCCUUCACACCUGAGUCCUACCGACAAACGCUCUUCCAUCCCAACGGCAAGAGGAAGGCUGCAGGAGAGCUGAAUGAUCCUCAUCCAGGAAGCCAGAUUAAAAAGGAGCUACCUACAAAGAGGUACACUCUGAAGGCGAGCAAUAUGGUUUCCCGCUACAAGAAGGAGUUCCUGGAACUAGAAAAAAUCGGUGUGGGGGAAUUUGGCUCCGUCUACAAGUGCAUCAAACGCCUUGAUGGAUGUGUUUAUGCCAUCAAACGCUCCAAAAGGCCUCUGGCAGGAUCCUCAGAUGAGCAGCUGGCCCUGCGGGAGGUGUAUGCCCACGCCGUGCUGGGGCACCACCCCCACGUCGUGCGCUACUACUCGGCCUGGGCGGAGGACGACCACAUGAUAAUCCAGAAUGAGCACUGCAAUGGUGGGAGUCUCCAAGAUGCGCUGCUGGAAAAUGCAAAGCUUGGGCAGUAUUUCCCAGAAGCAGAGCUGAAGGAAAUAUUGCUGCAAGUCUCCAUGGGACUAAAAUACAUCCACAACUCUGGCCUUGUGCACCUGGAUAUCAAACCUAGUAAUAUCUUCAUCUGUCACAAGCUGGCAGUUUCAGGCCCUGCUGGGCAGGAGGAGAGUGACAGUGAAGAUGAGUUCUCUCCUGGUGUGGUGUAUAAGAUUGGUGACCUUGGGCAUGUGACAUCAAUAACAAACCCUCAGGUGGAGGAAGGAGACAGACGGUUUUUGGCCAAUGAAAUUUUGCAAGAGCAAUACUGCUACCUGCCCAAGGCAGACAUCUUUGCCCUGGCACUGACGGUGGCUCUGGCAGCUGGGGCAGCGCCACUGCCCCACAACGGGGCCCUGUGGCACCACAUCCGCAAGGGCAACGUCCCACCCAUCCCCCAGAAGAUUCCCCAGCGUUUUCUGGAGCUCCUCAAGCUCAUGAUCCACCCUGACCCAGCACAGAGACCUUCUGCCACGGCUCUCACCAAGCACCCUGUUCUCCGUCCUUCCUCUGGAAAAGCUGUGCAGCUCCAGGAGCAGCUCAAUAUGGAGAAAUGCAAGACUGCCAUGCUGGAGAGGGAACUUAAAGCAGCUCGACUUGCCCAGAGCCUCAUGAAGGACCAAGCCUUAGGAAGUGCCAAGUUACAAGAGUCUGAAACCUCUUCUAAGCAGAAGAGCAAGCGUCUGGUGGGAGGGAAGAGCUGUCGCUCCUUUAGCUUUACUCUGGGUUUCUGAAUUUCUGUGGUGUCCAAAGACUGCGAAAUGGCCCUGUGAAAGCAGAGGGUCUGCACAGACCAAUGCCCCAUAUUCUCUCCCCGUUUCUUUUGCUUUUGUUCCCCUAUUAGUUA